Molecule: messenger RNA, 2829 nt
Organism: Cherax quadricarinatus
Lineage: Eukaryota; Metazoa; Arthropoda; Malacostraca; Decapoda; Parastacidae
Source: RefSeq, a predicted model, not a curated record
GACCAAGGGUCAGGUAGAGGAGGAGUUAUGCUGCUUUGAUUGACUGCGCCGCUCCCUUGGGUCGCGUAUUUUCGCCGUCAAUUCUUUACAUUUCUGCAGCACAAUGCCUCGUAAGAAGACUAUUCACUCGUUGAACAUGAACAAGAGGCUGAGAAAGAGGAUGCAGAAGUUGCUAAUAGGAAACCAAAUAAAGAAAGCAGCGGCGGCGGCGGCAGCAGCGGCAGAGGCGGCGGCAGCAGCGGCAGAGGCGGCGGCGGCGGCAGCAGUGGCAGGUGACGCCACGACGCCAUUACUACCCUCAAACUCCUCAGAAAAUGAAGAUUUCUUGUCAGCUGGUGAACUUCUAAAUGCUUCUCCAGUGAAGGCAUGUGCUAAGGAAGUCAAGGGAAAAAGGAAGACUGUGGCCACACCAGAUGUGGCCAGCACGUCCCAGGCCACACCAGAUGUGACCAGCCCGUCCAGGGCCACACCAGAUGUGGCCAGCACGUCCCAGGCCACACCAGAUGUGGCCAGCCCGUCCAGGGCCACACCAGAUGUGGCCACUUCAAGUCACAGACCUACAGCAUCGAGAAAGCGGAAACGAAGUGACAUAUCUGUGGCCACCAGCACCACUGUGGCCACUACCACCACUGUGGCCACCACCACCACCACCACUGUGGCCACAUUGAUCAAGACUACACCUAUAUAUACAUCUGUCAUCACCACACCUACAGUUACGUAUGUGAGGACCUCCCCACGUAUGACUGGAUCUCCUCUGACGACUCCAGGUGUGGCCACCCCACAUGUGGCCACUGCAGAUGUGGCCACCCAUGUGGCCACUGCAGAUGUGGCCGCCCCACAUGUGGCCACUGCAGAUGUGGCCGCCCCACAUGUGGCCACCCCACAUGUGGCCACUGCAGAUGUGGCCAUCCCACAUGUGGCCACUCCACAUGUAGCCACCCCAGUUGUGCCUAGCUCAGCUGUCGCCAGCACGUCGACAGCUGCUGACGCGAGUGCCAGUGAUCGUGUGUCAACAAGAGUUCAUUUGUCAAGUGCCACACGACGAGUGUCGAUGUAUGAAAAGAUAAAUCCUGUUGUCGUUGAUAAGAAAAUGAUAUGUAUGGAAAACAAGAGAUUUGAUGAAAUUCUAUCACUUGUGCAUUGUUCCCUUUGUUUUUCUAAAAAGAUCAAAGUUACAUAUUAUAAUCAUCACCUAGAAACAGUUCUUAGUAUAUCGUGUACUGAGUGUAAGAAUAGUUUGUUGGAAAAGCCAUAUGGUAUACGUAAGAAGCUGAAUACUUUGACGGGUAGGAUGGUUUAUGCUGAAAUGGUGACUGGUGGUGGCUACUCAUCAUUUGCUCGUAAAAAUGCGUUGUGUAACCUACCUCGUCUAGGUUUUGAAACAUUCAACAGAUAUACAAGCGUGAUAACAAGGAUAUCCAUUCAGUCUUGCAACAAAAUUCUUGAUGAAACAAGGCUGAUCGUUGGUAAGGAAUAUGCCAAAUGUGACAUUUUACCAGACGCACGUGGUGUUCUUGACAUUGACGUGACGUAUGACGGCACGUGGCACACUAGGGGCCAUAAUUCUAAUUUUGGCAUUGGUGUGGCUAUUGAUGCCUUGACAAAGCUAGUAGUUGAUUAUCAAGUUUUGUGCAAAUACUGUUUUAUUUGCAGCAGUCUCAAAAAUCGUUUGAAGAAGAAAAGACUUGCUAUGGAAAAAUAUGAACAGUUGAAACAAAGCCAUGAAAGCAAAUGUACCAAAAACUUUUCAGGCUCCUCAGGCAAAAUGGAAGUAGAAGCUGCACUAAUCAUCUGGCAGAGAUCACAGAAAAUGAAGUUGAGGUACAAAACCAUAGUGUCUGAUGGUGACAGUGCAACUUACAAAGGAAUUGUUGAACUGAAUGAUGGUGCUGGUCCUUAUGAAGGUAUACAUGUUGCAAAAGAAGAGUGUAUCAACCAUUAUGCAAAGCGGCUAAGGAAAAGAUUGACAAGCUUGGUAAAAUUGCACUACACAGAGAAACAACUGAGAACAGGAAAAAAGAGAAAGCAGUAUCACCAGAAGAAAGGGAUGUUGACAGACUUCGUGAUUGACAAGCUUGCACAGUAUUUUCAGAAAAACCUACGGGAAAAUCGUGGAAGUGAUGUUGUAACGAUGAGGAAUGGCAUACUUGCAAGUUUCUUUCACUGUUCCUCCACUGACGACAACCCACAACAUCAGCUUUGUCCACCUGGUUCUGCUUCAUGGUGUUUUUACAAGAAGGCGCUGGCAGACAACUUACCACCACCACCCCACACAACCAUGAAAGUGCAGUUCCAGCUAGAACCUGCCUACUUCAAGAAGGUGCAUGAUAUCUACAAGGACCUCACCAGAGAUGAAAUGAUGGAAAGAUGCAUUCAGGGACGAACACAAAACUGUAAUGAAAGCCUUCACAAACGAAUAUGGUCCUACUGUAACAAAGCUCUGUUUAAAAAUAAGUGGCAAGUAGAUUUCGCCACCAGCAACGCCAUAGCAGAGUACAAUGCAGGAUAUGAAAGAAGUUGCUUGGACAUACAACUUGGCUAUGGCCGUUCAUCAUUGAACCAACGUCACCUGAGGAAUAUGGACAAGAAGAUGCAGGCAGUCAUAACCAACGUACACAAGAAGAGGAAGAGGGUGGUGGACACCUCCUAUGAGGCUGGAGGCCAUUAGAUGAUCCAUGUUCAUGCCUACUCUUCGUCAAAGUUUGAUUUGCAUGGACCGUCAUGAUUGGCCAAUCUGCAAGGGACUUCAGGAUGGAGGGAUCUGCAUGGAACUUCAGAGAUAUGUUAUAUAUGCUCAUUUCUACUCCUAAUAAACAUAAGAAGGCACAA